Molecule: messenger RNA, 1966 nt
Organism: Stegastes partitus (bicolor damselfish)
Lineage: Eukaryota; Metazoa; Chordata; Actinopteri; Pomacentridae
Product: zinc finger protein 239-like
Exons: 4
Coding region: 467-1498 (343 amino acids)
Biological process (GO): negative regulation of transcription by RNA polymerase II; regulation of immune system process; regulation of cytokine production
Cellular component (GO): nucleoplasm
Molecular function (GO): RNA polymerase II cis-regulatory region sequence-specific DNA binding; DNA-binding transcription repressor activity, RNA polymerase II-specific
Source: RefSeq, a predicted model, not a curated record
ACACUCUUGACUGAUCACCAAGAGUAAACAACUAUUAGAAUUGUUGUGCUGACUCUGAAAUUAUAUCGGUGGACGAUUAAUUUAAAGGUUGGUAUUAAUAAUUUUAAUUCACGCAAUCAUUUGCUUUAGUGUGAAGAUAAGUACAUCUUAUUUUCCACACUAAAACCCUACAUUGUGUUGUUUAUUCUUAAAUAAAAGCUUGAACACAUGCAUCCAGUUUCUGUGUUAUCGCAUGAAAAUUAAGAUUAAAAUUCACUGUGACGCUAGAGGGGGGCCAACUGCAGUCUUGCCGAGAGCACCAAAUUGGUGUGGGCCGGCCCUGACACACUUUGACAUUUGAGUAUUGAAUGGUGUCCUAAUCAAGAUGUGUUUGAUGUCACAGGUGAUUGGCAGGAGGAAGAGAGUCUGACGGAGGAGCAGAGGAGCGUUGGCAGCCAUUUUGUCUGAGCUCAGCACUGGAGGAAAAAUGGGUUCUUCACAAAAAAAACAUAGAAGCAAGCUUGGAGUGAGACGUGUGAACUGUAAGGAGGAGGACAGAGGCUCCCCAACAACAGCCAACAGAGAUAAAUGGCUCAGUUGUGAGCAAUGUGGCAAGAGUUUUAAGACAGCAACACAACUAAGAGUUCACCAACGUAGUCACACUGGGGAAAAACCGUUCAGCUGUGACCAGUGUGGGAAGAGUUUUACUCAUAGAUAUAGUUUAAAAUCCCAUCAACUCNUCCACAGUGGAGUCAAAGCGUUCAGCUGUGAUCAGUGUGGGAAGAGUUUUACUCUGAAAGCUCGUUUAAAAUCCCAUCAACUUACCCACAGGGAAGGUAAACCAUUCAGCUGUGACCAGUGUGUGAAAACCUUUGGUGAACAUGAACUGUUGAUCCUUCGAUGCCCCCACUCUGGAAUGAAGAUGUACCACUGUGACUGUUGUGGAAAAGUUUUCAAAAACCAACUGAGCCUAAAACGUCAUCGACGCAUCCACACUGGACAAGAUGUUUAUGUAUGCGAUCACUGUGGUGAAACAUUUGUACAGUACGGACACUUAAAAGCCCAUGAAGUUACCCACACCGGGGUUAAACCGUACCAUUGUGACCAAUGUGGGAAAGGCUUCAGCUACACGUCCUCCCUAAAGGUUCACCAACGUGUCCACACUAGGGAGACACCAUACAGCUGUGACCAGUGUAGCAAGACUUUUAGUACUUCAGGUUCCCUGAAACAACACCAACGGAUCCACACCAGGAAGCAGCGCCACAGCGAGCAGAGCGGCACAGAUGGACAAACCUCUCAGACUUGUCAGCACUCCGCCAGUGGUGAACAGUGCUGUUGUGACCAGUGUGGACGAGCUUCCUACCAACAAGGAACCCUCCAGAGACACCAGUGUAUGCACACUGGACACAGACUGAACCCCUGCAAAGAACAUUUCCCCAAGCGGAGUUCAGUGAAAGUUCAUGAAGACACCCACAACCUUAAAAUUCUUGAGAUCAGGCUUCACAGAAUUCAGGUUUAAUGUCUUGGUUAUUUAUUUCUUAAUUUGUUUAUUUAGACGGGACAGUGUGUAUUUAUGAACAUCCAAUCUCAGGUUGCAGUAAAUACGCCGGAUGUAGCACAAGGCUAAUUACCAUCCAGUGUCCCACACACAUUAAAGACAAACACACGUGGAUACAGAUGUAGAAAAGAGCAGAGGAAAAAAAGAAAUGAAUAAUAAUAAUAAAAUAAAUAAAAACAACACUAGUAAAAGACAGACAGUGGCGAUUAGAUCGAGUCAGACUUAGUUGUACCGACCCUAAAGUGUUGUUGUGUCUGUAAAAGUCUUUUCAGGCACAGCCUGUCACAAAGUGCCUGUUUUUGAAGUGCCUGAUUUUCUCAAUGUUCACACGCUUGAUUGUUGAUCAGCCAUGUCGUCUUUUAAAACUGACAAAGUUAUGGGGCGCCGCUAUAGCUCACCUGGUUUGAGCUGGCGUCCCAUGUGUAGGGC